GCCUUCCCGCUGCUGGUGCGCGGGGACUGGGGCUCCGCCGAGCCGCCCCCCGCCCUGAGGAAGAAGCUGCUCUGCUACUUCCAGAGCCAGAAGCGCUCGGGAGGCGGCGAGUGCGAGCUGCGGGCCGGCACCGACGCCGAGACCGGGACCGGCCACCUCCUCGUCUGCUUCGCCUGCCCCGAGGAGGUAAACACGGUCUUGGAAAAGAAGCAUUUGCUGGAACAGACGCUGAUUUCUGUGCAUCCCUAUUACCAGUCCCUGGGAACAGCUCUCUACGGAGGAGAAAGACCAACUAUCAGGAUGCCAGACCCCGUUGGGGUGCCACUAGACCCAUAUGUCUGGCAGUUUUUACAAAGGCACGAUAACCUGAUCCGAGGCAUAAACCAGGAAAUGGCAGUUUGCCAUUGUGAGCUCAAGUGGCCCCAGGCACACUGUGCAAACCCCAAAGUCACGUUGUGCCCAUCGUCAUCUCUCUCCGAGCAGAAGACGACAAUGAUUAAGCUGAUCAAGACGUGGAAGCAAGAUGCUUCUACUGAGUUCUCACGUAUCAUGGCAUGUUACACAACUAUAAAAUGUAAAGUAAACCCUGCAGAUUGGGGAGAUGUGAGAAACAGGUUGUUGGAAGAUGUUUCUUUGAUGGUAACUGAUGUUUCUGAGGACGUGGUGGUGAUGGCAGGCAGCAGAGCAGCAGUGGAGAGGGCGGAGAAGGAAGUGAGGGAAUGCAUGGAAAAGGCCAUGAAGCAAAGUGAAAGGGAAAAACAAAGCAUAGAAAUGUCUGUGCCGGUGAUCCCAGGGAAGUAUGCUGUGCUGCACAAUGCUGGGUUAGAAGAGAAUAUUCACAAGGAAUAUCCGUGCCUCAAGAUCUGUUAUGAUGACAGAAAAAAGGCUGUUCAGUUGCGGGGAUUGCCUGCAGAAGUCUAUAAAAUCAAAGCUGACUUACUGGAAAAGGUGUUGAGUAUGCCUUGUGCAUCAGUGUCCAUUGAACCCCUUGUUUUCCACUAUCUACAGGAUUUAGAUAAUAAAAAAACAUCAGAUAUGUUAUUCCUUCAGAAAAAAAUUAAUAGCUUUUAUGAACUUGAGGAGGAUACCGUGCUGCUGUACGGAGAUACUCACAGAGAUCUUUUAGAAGCAGAAAAGCAAAUAAAAACCGGCUUAGAAUCCAAGUGCAUCAAUGUGGAGGACGGCGAGGUCAUUAAAAAAGAGCAGUGGAAGAAACUUCUUGCCUCCUUGCAUGAGACAUACAGUUCUUCCCAGGAAAUGGUAAUCACUGUGCAAUCUGUUGGAAAAGAAAAUAAAGUGAUGAUUGCUGGCUUUUCUAAGGCUGUAACAGAGGUUUAUCAGAAGCUUAAUGAUUUUAUAGAUAAAAACACACUUGUGGAAAAAAUAAUCCCAGCAAAUUCAGUGGUGGUAGAGUUCAUAGAGAAGGAGAAAUCUGGUGCUUAUUGUGACUUGAGGAAGAAAGGUGUGACAGUAUGUUUUGAUAUCAAGACACCAUGUAUUUCCCUGAGGGGACCAAGAGCAGAAGUGCCAGAAGCAGUCAAGAUGUUUGAAAACCUUGUCUCAUCCCUUUACUCAAAAGAUGUGCCAAUUGAUAAGCCAGGAGCCAAAGAGUUCUUCAUUGAGAGAAAAGAUUCAUGUGUUUUUGAAGCAAAGCAGAAAUUUAGCUGUUUCAUUAGGAUCAAGGAAGAAGAAGAAAAACAGCAGCAAUGGGAGGGUGAUAAAGGGAAAAGAAAGCUGUACUACAAAACAAGACUGCCACAUGGCAUUGUAGUAGCAGUGUAUAAAGGUGACUUGAGUGAUUAUCCCGUUGAUGUUGUGGUGAAUGCAUCUAACGAAGACCUAAGGCACAUCGGUGGCCUUGCUGAGGUGCUGUCAAGAGCUGCUGGUCCAGCACUGCAAGAAGAGUGCGAUGAGCGGGUGAGGAUGACCGGGCGUUUCCAGCCCGGGAGCGCAGUUCUCACAGGCGCUGGGAAACUCCCCUGCAAGAGUGUCAUUCAUGCUGUUGGGCCCAGGUGGAGGAAGGAAGAGCCAGAAAAGUGUAUAUGGUUGUUAAAAAAGGCAGUGAAGAAAAGUCUAGAACUAGCUGAAACAUACAAUUGUUGUUCCAUAGCUCUGCCUGCUAUAAGCGGAGGCAUUUUUGGCUUUCCACUGCAGACAUGUGCAGAAUCAAUUGCAUCCGCCAUCAAGGAGACCUUGGAAGGAUCCAUGGGGGACAGCAGCUUGAAGGAGGUCCAUCUUGUGGAUAAUGCAGAAGGAACUGUUCAGGUUCUAAGUGAGACAGUAAAAGAGGUGUUUUCAGGUAAAUCAUCUUCCCCAAAACUGCAUGUGGAAAGCUGUAAGCUGAGAAAGAGGCAGAAGGAGAAGACAAAAGAGGGUGUGAAGAUGGUUACAACCAAUGAAGGACUUUGCAUCCGUGUAGAGGAGAAAAACGCUCAGGAAGCCACGACGGAUGUUGUUGUCAACAGCGUUGGCCCAGAUCUGCAGUUUGGUGUGGGGCCUCUUUGCAAAGCCUUGCUGGAAAGAGCUGGACCAGAACUCCAAGUAGAGUUUGACAAAGAAAAACGAAGUCAGGCUUCUGGUCCAGGGAGUGUGGUCUGCACCAGUGGACAUGCUCUGGCCUGCAACUCCGUGUUUCAUGCCAUACUACCUGGGUGGAAUGGAGGACAGACAGAGAAGGUCUUACAAGAUGUAAUCAAUUUCUGCUUGAAGAAAGCUGAGGAACUUGGACUGAAAUCAAUUUCUUUCCCAGCUCUUGGGACUGGUGGAUUUGGAUUUCCUAAAAGCCUUGUUUCUAAGUUAAUGUUUGAUGUGGUGUUUGAGUUCAGUCGAAGUCACACUGUGAAGAAUCUCCAGGAAGUUCAUUUUCUCUUGCAUCCAAAAGACAUUGAUAAUGUUCAGGCUUUUACCACUGAGCUAAAACAUAGGAUAGCUGCAAGUGGCAGUGCUGCAGCACCACAGCCAGGUUUCACUAGCCCUGUUUCUACUGAAGUCUUGGGAGUUUAUGAAAUGAAGAUUGGUUCCAUCACACUCCAAGUACUUAGUGGAGAUAUUACCAAGGAAGAUACAGAGGUUAUUGUAAACAUAGCAAAUCCGUCUUUUGAUGUCAAAACAGGAGUCUUCAAAGCCAUUAUGGAUGCUGCUGGUUGCCAGGUGGUAAACGAAUGUGCUCAGUAUGCUGGGCAGCAUCAAAGUGCCUUUAUUACUACACAGGGUGGAAAUCUGUUGUGCAGUAAAAUCAUUCACUUGCUUUCCAGUAACGACGUGAAGUGUCAGGUCUCCAAAGUGCUUAAGGAGUGUGAGCAAAAGAUGUACAAAUCUGUUGCCUUCCCAGCUAUUGGAACAGGUCAAGCAGGACAGAGUCCAGCAAAGGUGGCUGAUGAAAUGUUGGAUGCCAUAGUAGAGUUUGCAAGCAAAAAAUCAGUACAGCAUUUGCAGACAAUUAAAAUCGUCAUCUUCCAGACAAAUAUGCUGAAGGACUUUUAUGAAAGCAUGAAGAAAAGAGAAGAUUUGGAUUCAUCCACCGCAGAUUCAUGGUUUUCUGUGUUUAAAUUUUCUCCCCCAGAAAUUACUAUUUCUGGUAUUAGCAGGGAUGUCUGGUUUGUUUUGGUAGAAGUUCAAAAAAUGAUCCAAAAAAUGAAGGAUGCUGAAGAAGAACAAUCCAAGGCAGAACUUCUUUCUAAGCUGGUGGAAUGGAGGUAUCUAGGAAGCAACGAUACCUUUGUUGCUUUCGAUAAAUACACAAAUAUGCAGCUGGAGAAUGCCAAACGAGCAAAGAAACCAUAUAUUGAUGUCAAAAUUAACAAGAAGAACUACAAGGUGGAUCUAAAUACUCAACAGGCUCGUGAUAACCAUGGAAAAACUAUAAACAUUCAGCGUGUGUCAAGGACUGAAGAGCUCCCUAAGGAGUGGGAAGACAUGCAAGAUGAAGGUGUCAGAGUGGUGAAUCUCAAUCCAUCGCAUCCGCAUUACAAAGCAGUUGAGAAGAGCUUUAGGACAACCUGUGCCAACUUUACCAUAGAGAAGAUUGAAAGAGUACAAAAUCCCUUCCUCUGGCAGUCAUACCAAUUAAAAAAAAAAUCUAUCUGUAGAAAGAAUAAAAGGGAAAAUAAUGAGAAGUUGCUAUUUCAUGGGACUACUGCAUCCUCACUGAGCAAGAUCAACCACUCUGGAUUUAACCGCGGGUUUGCUGGAAGGAAUGCUGCAGCCUUUGGAAACGGAACCUACUUUGCUAUUAACGCAAGUUAUUCUGCUCAGGAUCGGUAUUCUGUUCCAGAUUCAAAUGGGAAAAAACACAUGUACUUGGCUCGGGUCCUCACUGGGCAGUACUGUGCUGGGGCUGCUGGACUAAUCACUCCACCACCAAAGAACCCAGCCGACCCUACUGACCUGUAUGACAGCGUGGUUGAUAAUGUGUCUAAUCCAACAAUUUUUGUCAUUUUUAAUGACAUUCAGGCAUAUCCAGAAUACCUUAUUACUUUCAAACAAUAGAACAAUCUUAAUAGUCUGGAAAAUUUUAGUGCCUUUUUACAUGUGGGAAUUGACAUGGCAAUUCUUUAUUCUUAUGUUUAGGUUUCUUUAGGUAGUUAUUGAUCUAUCCAUGUGUUUAAAUGUCUUCAACAGGAGAAUCAACAUAAGCCAGUAUUCUAGG
Empidonax traillii (willow flycatcher) is the source of this 4648-nucleotide messenger RNA. RefSeq names its product protein mono-ADP-ribosyltransferase PARP14-like. Gene Ontology annotation, biological process: negative regulation of gene expression. The transcript is spliced from 13 exons. Gene Ontology annotation, molecular function: zinc ion binding; NAD+ poly-ADP-ribosyltransferase activity; transcription corepressor activity. The annotation marks the transcript as partial. The record is from RefSeq and is a predicted model, not a curated record. Gene Ontology annotation, cellular component: cytoplasm; nucleus. NCBI's taxonomy places the organism in Eukaryota, Metazoa, Chordata, Aves, Passeriformes, Tyrannidae.